AUGCGCUACAGUCCGGCGGUUGGUUUGGUCCUUGCUGUCGUGCAGGCCAAAGCAUCGCUCUUGUUCGAGCGUGCUGACACCUGCGCCAAUGUUGUUAAUAGUCCGUUCAAGGUUCUCCUCAGCGGCAAUACAGUUACUAUUGGGCUCAUCAAUACCUGCAUUUGCCACUCAGGCGUGCCAAACUUUCUCUCGACCAACAUUGUCGCCAUAGCCGCUGUGUCUGUCGCUGGUAGUCCUGCAGCGACGGCAGCCGUGUUGUCUUUGAUUGCCACGUCGAAUCCUCGGACAUGCACAUACCCAGCGCAUGCGGCAGGUUCUUGCAAGGCCGGAAAUCCUUGUAGCUUCAGUUGCUGGGACGGUUUCACACCUUCUCCAGCUACAAACCCCACUACGUGCGCCUGUGAGGCGCCAAACACGGUCUGCGAUGGAAUUUGCACGAGCCAGGCAUGCCCUAGCGGUCACCUCAUGGUCGGCAAGCGUGGCUUGUCGGCUGUGCACCUGCGCUGUCCGUACGGGCAGGCCGCUUGUGCCGUUCCAGGACGUGGUUCCAAAUCGUCUUGGGAAUGUGUCGACACGCAAAACGACCUUGAAAGCUGCGAGCUUGUCGCUGAUGGCGUUGACUGCACUGCUAUCCGAAGAGUCUCGGAUGUGUCGUGCAUUCGUGAAAGAGCAAAGAAGGUCGACUACCUACGGACUCAGGAUGGGCAUCGCUCUCUACUCAAUUGA
Molecule: messenger RNA, 726 nt
Organism: Cyclocybe aegerita
Lineage: Eukaryota; Fungi; Basidiomycota; Agaricomycetes; Agaricales; Hemipholiotaceae
Source: the annotation of a GenBank genome assembly